Aspergillus steynii IBT 23096 is the source of this 1823-nucleotide messenger RNA. RefSeq lists its product as uncharacterized. The transcript is spliced from 3 exons. Lineage: Eukaryota; Fungi; Ascomycota; Eurotiomycetes; Eurotiales; Aspergillaceae. The record is from RefSeq and is a predicted model, not a curated record. Bases 141 to 1709 code for a protein of 522 amino acids.
GUUUAUUAUUAGUUAUAACUACCUCACUGACUAACACCCCCGACUCUCUUCUGUUCCCUCUUUCAAAGAAGCCCAUGCCUGGUGCGUGUGCCUCUGUCUGAUACGGUGGCUAUUCAUUAUCACUGUAUACUGCCAUUGCCAUGGAGCCGGCCAGUCAUGACUUGGAGUGUACGGUGGACGAUUGCCAAAUGGCCCUCAAAACCGUGCGUUUUGAAAGGGAGCUCCAGAAUGCUUUCGGGAAGACCGCACAAAUUCUAGAGACCGAGGGAGCGCGCAUCAAGCGCGUCGAGCAGCUAUUCCUUCAAUUCGAAAACGAGAAUUUGCGACUGCAGCUGGAUCAGAUAAACGCCAAGCUCAGCAAGGCCUUGAAAGCAGAGUCUGAUGCUCGCUUUCAAUUCCAUGCAGCCUGUGACGAGCUUGAUCAUCUUCGGAGUUCCUCGCGCAUCUCAUCCAAUGAGAUAGAAGGCCUUCAGCGCAAGCUUGCCUCACUAGGAAACGCCAAUGCCGAUUCUCAAAGGCUUGUUGCGGAUAACAUCCGCCUUUCCAAAAGUCUCGCGAGCAUAAAGUUAGAGGUGGAAGCACUCAGGACCCAGGAGUCUUCUGGCCGUAUUCCAUUGGCAGAAAAACAAGAUCUGGAGCGUCAGUUGCAUUCACUCGAGCUAAGAAUGGCGAAUGAAAGAACCAUCCAUGAACACACGUUAGCUCGAGAAUCGCAGCAAGCUACAGAGAUCGAAGCACUGAAUGCAAAACUGGAGGAACAAAGCCGGAGAUUUGCAGAAGAGGUUCAGACGCGAAAUCGCCGCGAACACGAGAUUCAUCAGCAGAGCCUUGAAUGGACGACCCAGCGACUCUCCCUAGAAAAAAGACUUGAGACUUUAAGCCGGAAACUUCCGUCAACUAAAGACCCUCCCCAGGUAGCCUCGGAUGGCAAACAGUGGACGCAUGGAAGUUUGAACGGCCCAGAAUCUCGUAACCCUAUUCAUCGAAUUCAUACCAACUCCCAACAGCCUGCCUCAAGGUUUAAUGCAGAGCUUACCAUUGCAACACCAGGGGCAAUCCAAGCCCGAGAGAGGAAGAAGAAAACGGCGGCGCUACCCGGGGACAAGUCUUCAUUUUCAAUAACGCCCUUCUUAAACCGUACAGGCGGCCCCCCGGAUUCUCCCAUCAGUUCUGAUGGUACAGAUGAGCUUCAUGCAAGCCAGACACAUACCGGAAAAGAUGCAAUUUUCCCCAAAGCUAGCCCGGUCCACAACGGUGCUGAUGAUCAACCUCAAGCUCAGCCGACGUUGACCGGUAAACCAGUUCCUCGACUCGCGCAAAGACAACAGUCCGAACCCCCGACGUCGAUUCCCAAUGCCAGACUGAAAGCCAACCAGAAAGUUUCGAACAAAUUAGAUCCCGAGCGCUCGGCCGAUGGGGUUUCUGCACUGGUGUCCCACCUGGCCACCCACACACAAUCCAGGCCGAAGAAACGUAAACUAGGUGCACAGCGUGACAAGAAUUUGUUCGAGGGAGACGAUGAAGAGGAUGAGCUACAGGAAAUGAAAAAGCCGGGCCGCAAGCUUGCUUCCAGUAGUAACGCCGGCCAAAAUGUUGGUCUUGAUCCUGGGCCAUUGUCCGCCUCCACCGGCAGCCAUCUGUCGAGAAACCGCGGCUUUGGUGGAUUUUCCGAUUUCUCGCCUUUGAAACGCGAUAAAAGACGGCCAUGACGCCCGUCAAUCGCCAGGAACGAGAAGAGAAGUGCAGUAAAUUACAUCCACGGAGCCUGGUUUGGCAAAUCACAUGUACAUACCCGCAGAAUGAUAGCAUUGCAGUAAUUGUCG